GCUUCCUCACCUAGCACUAUAACCAUGCUUAUACUCGUUGAAACGUAGGACCAACACUGGCUCAUUUACUUGACUUCACUUUUGGGUUUCGAAAACUUUCUUGUUCGAUAAAGGUUUGGAUGGAAACUUUGGUAAAGAAGAGCGGAAAUUUUCAAAAGAUAAAAGAUGGGUCUGGAUCUUUUGGUGAUAAUGGGGUUCGAGCUGAGUCGCACACCGAUUCGAGCACCGAGUCUAGGGAGAGCAGCGGUUCUUCAAGAUCGAGCAGCGAGACUACGAGUGGGGAAGUGAAAGCAAAAGGCCGGUCUUCGUCGCCGCCUCCGUUGGGUUGGCCUAUUCGUAAGGCUCAAGUAAGCAAAAGUUCGGUUUCUGAUAUUGGUCAAAGUGAACAGAAACAACCCCAUUUGGCCGAUUCGACAUUUGAGAAAACGGUCUCCCAAAAUUCAGCGAUGGAUAUGAUGAAGGAAAGAUUUUCAAAAUUGUUGCUUGGUGAAGAUAUGUCAGGGUCUGGGAAAGGGGUCUGUACAGCAUUAGCUAUCUCAAAUGCCAUUACUAACCUCUGUGCUACCAUUUUUGGGCAACUAUGGAGAUUAGAACCGUUGCUUACUGAGAAGAAAACAAUGUGGAGAAGAGAGAUGGAAUGGCUACUUUGCGUCAGUGAUCACAUUGUGGAAUUGAUACCCACUUGGCAAACAUUUCCUGAUGGGAGUAAGCUUGAGGUCAUGACUUGCAGGCCGAGGUCAGAUAUUUUCAUCAAUCUCCCAGCUCUGCGUAAACUAGACAACAUGCUUCUUGAAAUAUUAGAUAGCUUCGUCAAUACGGAGUUUUGGUAUGUUGAUCAAGGUAUUGUAGCUCCAGAUGCUGAUGGGUCCGCCUCCUUUCGCAAAACAAUUCAGAGGCAAGAAGAGAAGUGGUGGCUACCUGUACCCCGCGUUGCUCCUAGCGGCCUCACUGAAAAUUCAAGAAAACUGUUGCAUCACACACGUGAAUGUGCAAGUCAGAUAUUAAAAGCUGCAAUGGCCAUAAACAGUAUAGCUUUAGCAGAAAUGGAAGUUCCUGAGUCAUACUUGGAAGCUCUUCCAAAGAAUGGGAGAGCAUGUCUAGGGGAUGUUAUUUACCGUUACAUCACAUCAGAUCACUUCUCUGCAGAGUGCCUGCUCGAUUACCUUGAUUUAUCCUCGGAACAUGUUGCUCUCGAGAUUGCCAACCGUGUUGAAGCUUCCGUGUAUGUAUGGCGUAGGAGAGCUCACGCCAGACUCCCACCUAAUCCUAACCGCUCCACUGCAAAGUCGUCGUGGGAAAUGGUCAAGGACCUAAUGCUUGAUGGUGAUAAGAGGGAGCUGCUUGCAGAAAAAGCCGAGAGUCUCCUGCUUUGCUUGAAGCAACGGUUCCCUGGUCUGACGCAAACUACUCUCGAUACUAGCAAGAUCCAAUGCAAUAAGGAUGUUGGAAAAUCCAUUAUUGAGAGCUAUUCAAGAGUCUUGGAGAGCUUGGCAUUCAACAUUGUGGCUCGUAUUGAUGAUUUACUAUAUGUGGAUGACUUGACCAAACAUUCAGACCGACUGUCAUCAGCAGCUCCCACAGUUAGUGUGAUUUCACACAAGACAGUUUCAAUCCCAUACUCGGUGCCUGACUCGAGCACUCCAUACAAAACAACUUUUUCCACUCCAAGCUUUUCACCUGCACCGUUAAUUAGCCCUGCCAGGGGAGAGAGAACUCCUUUUCUCUUCAACCGCCAUAGCAAGCCUCCCCGCCGUGGAUUUGGGGUAAAAAGAGUCUUGACGAACUAUCUUGGUGUUGACUCAAAGGCAAGGAUUAGUGGCAAUCCAACAGAAGUUUUAGCUUCAACGCCAAAGCUAAGUAGCGCAGAAGGUUUGGAAUGUCAUAAAGAAUCAACAACCCACCAAAAUGGGGCCAAAUUGAGCCAGGCUCGCUGAGCUUCUACUUAUUUAGAGCUUAUUUAUUCACUUGUGAUCAACAAACCGUCUGUCAUAGAAAAAACCUUCUGCUGUAACCACCUAUUUGUAGUUAUGAGUUCGGAAAAUUAACGUAUUGGUCACAGAUUUGCU
Messenger RNA from Juglans microcarpa x Juglans regia, 2066 nucleotides. RefSeq names its product rop guanine nucleotide exchange factor 5. The record is from RefSeq and is a predicted model, not a curated record. The transcript has 7 exons. Bases 120 to 1934 code for a protein of 604 amino acids. Gene Ontology annotation, molecular function: guanyl-nucleotide exchange factor activity. Lineage: Eukaryota; Viridiplantae; Streptophyta; Magnoliopsida; Fagales; Juglandaceae.